This is a messenger RNA of Triticum aestivum (bread wheat), 1925 nucleotides long. RefSeq names its product probable N-acetyl-gamma-glutamyl-phosphate reductase, chloroplastic. The record is from RefSeq and is a predicted model, not a curated record. NCBI's taxonomy places the organism in Eukaryota, Viridiplantae, Streptophyta, Magnoliopsida, Poales, Poaceae. Gene Ontology annotation, biological process: L-arginine biosynthetic process. Bases 227 to 1561 code for a protein of 444 amino acids. The transcript is spliced from 14 exons. Gene Ontology annotation, molecular function: N-acetyl-gamma-glutamyl-phosphate reductase (NADP+) activity; NADP+ binding; NAD binding.
AGCCCGCCCCCUCCGACCUUAUUUACCAAGCCUGCUGCCCACCAGACCCCCGUCCACCUACCCAAUCCACGACCGUGAGAAACGGCGGUCAGAGCUCAAGCGACCACCAACCAAGCCCAUAGCCGCCGCCGCCGCCGCCAGGGACCCCUCCCCCCUUCCUUUCCCCCACGAGCCCUCCGCGACGCCGGCAGGUCGCUGUUGAGCCUGACUACUCCCCGUAGCGGACAUGGGAUCGACGGCGCUCGGUGGUGCGGCUCCGGCGCGCGCCGGAUUGGCCCCCAAGAGUGGAGUCCUUGGAUCUACUUUCAAGCCAUGUGGUGGUUUCAAGCUCAAAACAACUACUAAGAUGAGUUUUAUGCCCUCUUAUUUUCUUAUAAAGAUUUGUUUGUGUAGUGUGGUAUUCCACAUACUAAUAAAAGUGUCUACAUUGAAGGUUGGACGCUCUUCAGUUUGUGUGAGGGUAUCCAUUGCUUCUUCACCACAAAAACAGUACUCUCCUAAGACAUCAGCAGUUAAAUCAGGGGAGGAAGUGCGCAUUGCGGUGCUAGGAGCCAGCGGUUAUACCGGGGCUGAGAUUGUUCGGCUUCUAGCAAACCACCCUCAGUUCCGUAUCACAGUGAUGACCGCAGACAGAAAAGCUGGUGAACAGUUUGGAUCUGUAUUUCCUCACUUGAUAACACAAGACCUGCCAAAUUUAGUUGCGAUUAAAGAUGCAGAUUUUUCAGAUGUUGAUGCUGUUUUUUGUUGCUUGCCACAUGGAACAACACAGGAAAUUAUUAAAGGCUUACCCCAACAACUGAAGAUUGUUGAUCUCUCUGCGGAUUUCCGAUUGCGUAACAUCAAUGAGUAUGCUGAGUGGUAUGGCCAUGCUCAUAGGGCACCAGAACUUCAGGAAGAGGCUGUUUAUGGUUUGACGGAGGUUCUUCGAGAUGAAAUAAGAAAUGCACGGCUUGUUGCCAACCCGGGAUGUUAUCCCACGUCUAUUCAGCUCCCUCUUGUUCCUCUAAUAAAGGCAAAACUGAUCAAGCUGAGCAAUAUAAUAAUUGAUGCAAAAUCUGGGGUUACCGGGGCAGGACGUGGAGCUAAGGAAGCAAAUCUGUACACCGAGAUAGCUGAAGGCAUUCAUGCUUAUGGAAUAAAAGGCCACCGUCAUGUUCCUGAGGUUGAACAAGGAUUGUCAGAGGCUGCUGAAUCCAAAGUUACUAUCAGCUUCACUCCAAAUCUUAUCUGCAUGAAACGUGGGAUGCAAUCUACUAUGUUUGUUGAAAUGGCACCUGGAGUGACUGUCAGUGAUUUGUAUCAGCAUCUCAAGUCUACUUAUGAGGGUGAAGAAUUUGUCAAGCUGUUAAAUGGCAGCAAUGUUCCUCACACACGCCAUGUUGUUGGAUCAAAUUACUGCUUCAUGAAUGUCUUCGAGGACAGAAUUCCUGGAAGGGCAAUCAUCAUCUCUGUCAUAGACAAUCUUGUAAAGGGAGCAUCUGGCCAGGCCGUGCAGAACCUCAAUCUGAUGAUGGGACUGCCUGAGAACAUGGGGCUGCAAUAUCAGCCCCUAUUUCCUUGAUAUGUUGUGCCUUUGUUGUGCUCUUUCUCGAUGAUGCUUUGGAGUUAAGCACCCAUCUCUGUUUUCCGUUGAGAAGCAAAGAGCUGAAUGUCGGAGUGUAACCAAACUCGCUCAACAGCAAAACUUGGUUUGUGCUGGUGUAGUAUUUAGAGAGGAGCAACAAUUAGCAGUUGAAUAAGAGUAUGAACUGAGUGGCUUGGUGUAAUGAAAGUCCAAAGGCUAUUAUAUCCUACAGUGGAUUGUUGUCAUGAGAUCAAUAAAGCAGUGUAAAACCCGAUUCAGAGACAUCAACCAUUGCUGUCAGCAUUGGAUAAUAGUUAGAAGUGUGUUACUUUUAAAUAUUAAAGGAUAAAUUAGUUUUCAA